GAAGUACGCAUUUCGUUAAAACCUCAAUUCGCACUUGGCACUUGAGAGCUCCGUCAACGUCGAGCCGUCACCCACCCGAUAUUCCCAUAUUCACAAUGGCCUCCCGCUUGGCGAGAAGUGCUCUCGGGGCUGCCCGUCUCCGGCCUAGCAUCGCUCCCCGCGCUCUGCCCGCCCUCUCGACCGCCAUCGCGGCGCGCAACAGCUCCGGUGUCCCCGCCCAGGACCCCAAGUCCAAGGCCCAGUCCCUCAUCGAUGCGCUUCCCGGCAGCAACCUCCUCUCCAAGUCGGCCAUCCUCUCGUCCUUCACCGGCCUCUCGAUCUAUGCCCUGAGCAACGAGUACUAUGUCGUCAACGAGGAGACCGUCGUCGCCUUCUGCCUUCUCAGCGUCUGGGCUGCCCUGAUCAAGUUCGGCGGUCCCGCUUACAAGGAGUGGGCUGAGGGUCAGAACAAGAAGAUCCUCGAUAUCCUCAACUCGGCCCGCGCCGACCACACCCAGGCUGUCAAGACCCGCAUCGAGGACGUCCAGCAGAUGUCCGGCGUCAUUGACGUCACCAAGAGCCUCUUCGCCGUCUCCAAGGAGACUGCCAAGCUCGAGGCUGAGGCUUAUGAGCUCGAGCAGCGCACUGCCCUUGCUGCUGAGGCCAAGACCGUUCUCGACUCGUGGGUGCGUUACGAGAGCCAGGUCAAGCAGCGCCAGCAGAAGGAGCUUGCUGCCACCAUCAUCGCCAAGGUCCAGAAGGAGCUUGAGAAUCCCAAGACCCUCCAGCAGAUUCUCCAGCAGAGCGUUGCCGAUGUUGAGAAGAUCGUUUCCGCCAAACAAUAAACAGCUAAAUAGCUACCCCAGUCGAGUUUUGACCCAGAUCGAGAUCCCCUUUGUUGUACCAGUGUCCAUACACACCCCUGUGCAUUUAGCCAAUUCAAAACUUUUGACUUGUUCUAUUUUGAUGGCCUCAAGGUGCGCUUUUCGCUUAUCAUGAGCUUUUGUAGCUGUGGAAGAAGUUAGGAAAGGAUCGGCAGGUCCCUAAGGGUUGAGACCUCACAACUACAAAACUGCAAGUCCAUGUAUUAUUAUGCUGGAACGUUGUCUCUAGUUGCACAGGGUCGGGUUAGAUCAGACUUCUAGC
Podospora pseudopauciseta is the source of this 1125-nucleotide messenger RNA. RefSeq names its product atp4 subunit B of the stator stalk of mitochondrial F1F0 ATP synthase (gene ATP4). Lineage: Eukaryota; Fungi; Ascomycota; Sordariomycetes; Sordariales; Podosporaceae. Gene Ontology annotation, biological process: proton motive force-driven ATP synthesis. Gene Ontology annotation, molecular function: proton-transporting ATP synthase activity, rotational mechanism. Bases 96 to 824 code for a protein of 242 amino acids. The record is from RefSeq and is a predicted model, not a curated record. The transcript is spliced from 4 exons.